Messenger RNA from Neospora caninum, 678 nucleotides. RefSeq lists its product as hypothetical. NCBI's taxonomy places the organism in Eukaryota, Apicomplexa, Conoidasida, Eucoccidiorida, Sarcocystidae. Gene Ontology annotation, cellular component: eukaryotic translation initiation factor 4F complex. The record is from RefSeq and is a predicted model, not a curated record. Gene Ontology annotation, biological process: translational initiation. Bases 1 to 678 code for a protein of 225 amino acids. Gene Ontology annotation, molecular function: translation initiation factor activity; RNA 7-methylguanosine cap binding. The transcript has 8 exons.
AUGGCGGCCAAGUUUCUUUCUUUUAAUCAGGAACUCAAUGAGGCUGUCGACCUCAAGGACUGGGUGAAGGAGGAACCGGUGCCGGACGAGCCGCUUCCUCUGCGGUACGUGUGGCACGUUUGGGAGCAGGUGCAACAGGACGAUCGGUCAAAGGAGUACUCAGACAACACUCGGGAUUUGGCAGCCUUUGACACUGUACAGAAAUUCUGGCAGCUGUGGUCUUUCAUUCCCCAGCCCAGCGAGCUUCUGGACCACAAGCGGAUGGUCAGGCAAGACAAGAACGGGCGGAGCCAUGUCGUCGACGCUGUGAUGAUUUUCAAAGAAGGGAUCAAGCCAAUGUGGGAGGAUCCCCGAAAUGCGACUGGCGGGCACUUCGAGUAUCGCCUUUCCUACCCGCAGAUGAGUGCCGGGCAGAUUGACGAGUACUGGAACAAUUUGGUUCUUGGCCUUAUCGGCAGCACUGUCGAAGGCAGCGAUCACAUCACCGGUGUCCGUCUGGUUGACAAACUCAGUCAAGGGCGUCAUUCCUGCAUCAGAAUUGAAAUCUGGUACAGCAAGUUGCCAAGCAGAGAUGUUCAGGACGCUCUGCUGAAGGAAAUCAACAAAUGCAUGGCAACAAAAAUUGAUGGAAGUGUCGGUGCGCUUCCAAGGGCGGACAUCAAGAACCAUGGAAAGUAG